AUGGAAAAAAUUGAAUAUCGUUCAGUAAAAAAAUUCCUUCAUUUCAAAGUGAAAGUGGAAUUAGUUUACAGCAAACUUGCACCAUGGUUAACAACAAUUAAAUAUUGGAAGGCUGAAUUUGAACGUGAUCUCACGAGUGUUUUUGAUGAAGAGGGUCCGCGUCGUCCAAAAGAGAUAGCAACUGAAAAAGACACAGAAAAAGUCCACGAUAUUCUGUUGGAUGAUCCAAAAUUAAAUUGCGUGACAAAUAUAUCAUAUGAAUGUAUAUCGAAUAAUUUAUAUAAAUAUUUAGAUAUGAAAAAGCUUUCGCCAAGAUGGAUACCACGUUUGGUCACAAUUGCUUAA
Molecule: messenger RNA, 345 nt
Organism: Teleopsis dalmanni
Lineage: Eukaryota; Metazoa; Arthropoda; Insecta; Diptera; Diopsidae
Exons: 1
Coding region: 1-345 (114 amino acids)
Source: RefSeq, a predicted model, not a curated record